AUGGCGCCUACGCAUUCCCCUCUCAUCACCCAUCCUCGAACGCCGCAUCUCAAAAUACGCAAGAAGGCCGCGACAACAGACGACUAUGGCCGCCUCCAAUACAACCCGUGGGCGCAGGCUCUGGCUUCAGACACGCGCGCAUGUGUCCUGACAGGUGCGCGGAUGCCGCGCUCAUUAAUGGGGAAAUGGGGCAUGGUGCGGAAACCCGAUACAGAUAAGCUGUACAUGCUCCCAGUGGAGCUACUGAUGGAUUCUCUGGGAUGGCGGCCGUCGAAGAACACGAAAAAGGCACGACGGAACCAGGACGCAAACAAAGAAGCAGCUACGAGCGAGGAGAACGUCUCAGACUUGCAAUCCGAUUCGGCGUUAGAUCGGAGACGCUUUUUUGACCAGCCGAUGACUCUUUAUAUGGCGUAUCUCAAGAAUCCCAUCCGUCGCCUGUCGGAAAAGGUAGAGUUAUCGGCCAACGCUAAGAAAUCGCCCAUUGCGAGACUUUUAUCCUUUCGCUGGCGAUCGCCUCACGGCCCAUUCACUCCGCGCGAUGUAGAAAGGCUCACGUGGAGUAAAGAUAUGCCUUCGUUGCUGGCUCGACAGAUGGGAAGUGACAUUGUCAAGAAGCUUACGAGUGCUGUCCAGAGGCUUGGAACGACAGAACCCACUGCUGACAUUUGGAGGGCGGUUAAUAUGCAGCACUAUUCAGAUGCCGCUUUAUCAAGCGCAUUAGAGUGUCUUGAACCUGUUCAACAGAUGGAGUGUGGCGUUGUCCUUGUUCUUGAUGGCCCUAAAUCUUCUGAUGCUGAACCCUUGGCUGACCUGACCAUGUUGCCCCAGGUGCGGAAAAGGGUGCCCGUAUUCGACCUAGCGCAGCUUCUAUCAGAGUCUGACUUGGCGAGUCUCAGACAAGCAGACCCGUGGUUUCAGAAGCCUGCUCUGUUCUAUAAGCCCAAUACCGCCUCGGGUGUUGAUUUGGUCAUAUCUUUGUGGAAAUUCCAGCGGUAUAUCGCGGGAUAA
Molecule: messenger RNA, 1011 nt
Organism: Penicillium chermesinum
Lineage: Eukaryota; Fungi; Ascomycota; Eurotiomycetes; Eurotiales; Aspergillaceae
Exons: 2
Coding region: 1-1011 (336 amino acids)
Source: RefSeq, a predicted model, not a curated record